Messenger RNA from Malaclemys terrapin pileata, 786 nucleotides. RefSeq lists its product as uncharacterized. The transcript is spliced from 30 exons. NCBI's taxonomy places the organism in Eukaryota, Metazoa, Chordata, Testudines, Emydidae. The coding region runs from base 1 to 786 and encodes 261 amino acids. The record is from RefSeq and is a predicted model, not a curated record.
AUGAAAAAAGAUCAGGUCCCAAAGUUCUUUUAUAGGUCUCUGGCAGGCUGCGAUAACCUCUUGACAGCAGAUAAAGGACCAGGACUAAAGGAUAAACUAAGAUUCUGGAAAGGGUCAAAAAGAGGUGGGAAAGUCCAAGUCCAAGAAGUGGAAGAUGGAGUCCAAGUGACAGAGGAAAUAUCCGGGAUCGUUGACAAAGGAAAGGACAAUAAGAAGAGUGGGAAAGAAAAGCAUAAUGAAGAAGAACUACAAACUCUUAGGUCUGAAGUAGAAAUACCCGAGAUCGUUGACAAAGGAAAGGACAAUACGAAGAGUGAGAAAGAAAAGCAUAAUGAAGAAGAUGAACUCCAGACAAACACAGAUAAAGGACCAGGACUAAAGGAUAAACUAAGAUUCUGGAAAGGGUCAAAAAGAGGUGGGAAAGUCCAAGUCCAAGAAGUGGAAGAUGGAGUCCAAGUGACAGAGGAAAUAUCCGGGAUCGUUGACAAAGGAAAGGACAAUAAGAAGAGUGGGAAAGAAAAGCAUAAUGAAGAAGAACUACAAACUCUUAGGUCUGAAGUAGAAAUACCCGAGAUCGUUGACAAAGGAAAGGACAAUACGAAGAGUGAGAAAGAAAAGCAUAAUGAAGAAGAAAUACAGACUUUGAGGUCUCGAGUAGAUGAACUCCAGACAAAUGCAGGAGGAGUAAGCGGAGUCGACGGGAAAACCACUGCGGAUGACUUGCCACCAUCCUCACCGCCAGAUGAACCCCAGACAAAAGCAGGUAAGGCUGCUUCCCCACUCUGA